AUGAAGGGAAACAUCCUCGUCACAGUUUUGAUCUGUGUUUUUUUCGUCGUGAUAUUCCUUGGAUUCCUGAGCUACUGCUGGUACGCGCGCCAUGUUAAAGUUGGUGUCCUGUUUAGCAAAGCGAUGGCACCAGGGCAAAGGAGAGUCGGCCGGGAUCUUCGGCGUCAAAGAUACCGUGGUCAACGGGAUAUUGAACAACAAGCGCCCCUCCAAGUUCCUCGAUACACCAGCAGAGGGUGGUCACGAGCACGAACUCGAAGUCGACCUCGUGAGGGACCCCGUAACCCAGAUUACCUGAUUGUCGAAGAGGCACGGCCAGGCGAACGUCCGAGAGUCACUCGCUACUCUCCAGGGCGGGUAGCCAUGUCCUUCGAUUACAACGGCGAGGGAAGGAAUCAAUAUCGAAGCAACCGCCGCUUGCAAAGUGAACUAGAAUACCGGAACAGGAACGAUAUUCUCAGACCCCCAGAAGGCGUUAUAACCAAGGAAUCCAUCCAUAAAUGGGCCUCCAAAACUCAUCCAAAUGGAUCCGGGUGGGAAGCUGUAUCCCAUGGUCAGAAAGGAGAGCACCAUGCCAGUCGUCAUGACGAAAAAGCAGAAAGUCACAAAAAGGAAUCAAACUGGGGUCACGGCAACGAAGGUGAUCAUAAAGAAAAGGCCGGAAGUCACAAAAAGGCUUCCAGCUGGGGUAAUGGCAACAAUGACAAUCAGCCCAAGGGCUCAAUCCACAGCCCGAAAAAAGCCGCCUCAAAAGGCAGCAAGGCAGUUUCCACGAAAUGGACCCAAGUAAGCAAGAAAGUGAGUCACCAACAAAGAGGAAAUGAGGAUCACACAAUUAAUAGAAAAUCCAAGAACAGUGACUGGGGCAACUCCAAGAAGAGUGAUCACAACAACGAAAACACCAAGAAGGAUAACCAGGGAAAUGACCCAGACACCUGGGUAAGCGAAGAUCAUUCAAAAGUGCGAAUUGGGAUAAAGGAAUUGACAAUCGCAGGGUUAAUAUGGAACCUGAGAGCAAAGAUCACUGCUCACACAAUGACAUUGGUGCAACGUGGAAUGCUCAACUUGCUAGCAAAGAGGAAACUUCGAAGACAAGACCAAGGCCUUCAAUAG
Molecule: messenger RNA, 1113 nt
Organism: Penicillium pulvis
Lineage: Eukaryota; Fungi; Ascomycota; Eurotiomycetes; Eurotiales; Aspergillaceae
Exons: 1
Coding region: 1-1113 (370 amino acids)
Source: RefSeq, a predicted model, not a curated record